AUGGCGGAAGAGCUCGAGGGAACAGCAGCAGCGCGGGAGCCGCCGUCAUGUGCGGCGACGGUGGGCAUCUGGUCGAUGAACGUGGUGGGGUCGGUGGGAAUCAUCAUGGUCAACAAGCAAGUCAUGUCGGGAUACGGCUUCGUCUUCGUCUCAACGCUAACAGGAAUGCAUUUCGCGCUCACAGCCCUCACAGGGGUCGCAUCAGCGUGCGCAGGGCUGGUCCCCAGGCACCUCAGCGUGCCCUUCGGUGUGCUGCUGGGCUUCGCUCUGCUCGGCAACGCCAGCCUCGUCGCCACCAACCUCUCGCUUCUCCUCAACUCCGUCGGAUUCUACCAGAUCUCCAAGGUCAGCAUCAUCCCAACCGUCUGUUUCUUUGAGGCUGUCUUCAAGGGUCGCACGUUCACCCCGCGGGUGAAAGCAGCCGUCGCCGUGGUCAUGCUGGGCGUCGCCCUCUGCACUGUCUCUGAGAUCCAUGUCAACCCGCUGGGACUAGCAGUGGCCGCUUUUGCUGUUCUCUGCUCUGCCAUGCAUAUGAUGCUGAUUGGUCUACUUCAAGAGCGCUACUCCAUUGGCUCCUUCGAUCUCCUCAGCCAAUCAGCGCCUCUCCAGGCCUUCAUGCUGCUGCUCAUCGGUCCUUCUCUCGACCUCCUUCUCACCUCUCGCUCUCUUCUCGACUACCACUACCAGCCAUAUGCCAUUGUCUUCAUAACUCUCUCCUGCUGCCUGGCAGUGGUAUGCAAUCUAAGCGCCUACCUCUGCAUCGGAAAAUUCUCUGCCUCGACUUACCAGGUGUUAGGCCACAUGAAGACUGUACUAGUGCUCGUGCUGGGAGUGGUGCUAUUUGACUCUGCCAUUUCCCUUAAAGCCGUCCUCGGUAUGUGUGUAGCGGUCACAGGAAUGGUCAUGUAUGGCCAUGCCACUGCCGCGCAGGUGAUUGCUGCAGGAGCAGGGGGAGGAGGGGGAGAGGAUGAGGAGACAGACGAGGAAACUGAUGAGGAGGAUGAGCGAGACGGCGAGAAGGGGUUGUUUAGGAAGCAGAAUAUUGAUGAGUAUAGAGCGGGUGAGCUUAAAGAGGGGACGAGAAGGGCAGAGGAGGGGGUGCAUCUUGCACAGGGGAGCAGAGAAUCCCACUCAAACCCCACACAGGGCUCCAAAUCCAAAACCGGUCAGGUGAUUGGAUUGGCGUCUCAAAAGCAAAUUCAAAGACUGGAAGUCCCGUCGAUCGGCCUUGUCGUGUUGCCGCAUCCAGAGCGGUCAUCAGAUUCGAGAAUACAGCACCCACGAAUGCAGGAGCUUAUGCUCGCAGCGGCAUGGAAGGGUGAGGGAGGGAGGGACCUGUUGCGGGAGUCGUCGAGUUUCUCCGAAGGAUCGGUGGUUUCUGAAGGGUCGGUUCUGUCCGAUGAGCCGAGCUUUUCAGAGGAAUACAGGAGCUGA
Molecule: messenger RNA, 1434 nt
Organism: Closterium sp. Yama58-4
Lineage: Eukaryota; Viridiplantae; Streptophyta; Zygnematophyceae; Desmidiales; Closteriaceae
Source: the annotation of a GenBank genome assembly